AGACUCGAGCAGUCGAAACGAACGGACUUAAAAUUAAAUCGAAUCAACGAGUUGACAAAUUAACGAAUUUAUCAAAAUGAAUUGCCUAUCCGCAAUGUUCAAGUACCUUCUGUACAUCCUCAAUAUAAUCUUUGUCGCCGGUGGCAUACUGAUGAUUGUGGUCGGUUCCAUCAUGGUGUCCAGCAUUGGCACCUUUGGAUCGUUCAGUGAUUCUGUCAAUGCUCAGACGAUUCCCAUUUCCAUCAUUGUCAUUGGCUGCGUCAUUUUCCUAGUCUCCUUCUUCGGCUGCUGUGGCACCAUUCGCGAGAAUGCCUGUUGCACGACAAUUUAUGCCAUUUGUAUGUUCAUUCUCUUCGCUCUGCAAUUGGCUCUGUCCAUUUGGAUCUUUGUGGAGAAUGAGAACUUCUUGAACACCAUGAAUGAUCUGGUUGAUAAGGCUUGGUCGGAAAACGAUUCCGCCAAUGGAUAUCCCAUGGAUGCCCUGCAGCUAUCCUUCCAAUGCUGUGGCAAGGAUAGCUACACAGACUGGGGAACGUCUGUUCCCGCCUCUUGCUGUGGCUAUACCGAUCGCUCUCGUACCUGUGAAGCAGCUAUUUACACAACACGUCCACCAUGCAUUUCGAAAUUCAAUGAUUUCUGGUCUUCCAACACGGAUCUCAUUCGCUGGAGCAGUCUGAUCAUUGCGCUCUUCGAGUUGGCCAUCUUUAUCAUUGCCUGCUGCUUGGCCAGCGCCAUGAGGAAGCAGCGUUAAGCCAAGAAGAUGCUUUUCAUCAUUCACAGAUCACCAAAGAAAAUGUUCAUCAAAGCCAUACAGAAUCAAUAAACAAAUAGUUUUAAUACUUAUAAAGUAACAGUAUAAA
Molecule: messenger RNA, 860 nt
Organism: Drosophila nasuta
Lineage: Eukaryota; Metazoa; Arthropoda; Insecta; Diptera; Drosophilidae
Product: 23 kDa integral membrane protein-like
Exons: 4
Coding region: 77-751 (224 amino acids)
Cellular component (GO): plasma membrane
Source: RefSeq, a predicted model, not a curated record